Cornus florida is the source of this 1728-nucleotide messenger RNA. RefSeq names its product mannan endo-1,4-beta-mannosidase 7. The record is from RefSeq and is a predicted model, not a curated record. Bases 62 to 1336 code for a protein of 424 amino acids. Lineage: Eukaryota; Viridiplantae; Streptophyta; Magnoliopsida; Cornales; Cornaceae. The transcript is spliced from 5 exons. Gene Ontology annotation, molecular function: hydrolase activity, hydrolyzing O-glycosyl compounds.
AACACCUAUAAGAGUGCUCUUCUCCACUUUUUGCAAACACUUGGCAUUGAGAGACAGAGAGAUGAAGCAUUUGGUAUUGGCCUGUCUCCUUGCUUUUUUGAUCCAUCAACAAUGUCUUGUGUUUCCAGUUGAGGCAGGGGAUGGUUUCAUCAGAACCAGAGGAGUUCAUUUUGUGUUAAAUGGUAGUCCUUACUAUGCCAAUGGCUUCAAUGCCUACUGGUUGAUGUAUGUGGCUUCUGACCCAUCUCAGAGAAACAAAGUCUCAGCUGCCUUCAAAGAAGCUUCAAGCCAUGGCCUCACUGUUGCUAGAACUUGGGCCUUUAGUGAUGGUGGCUAUAGACCUCUACAGUACUCUCCUGGCUCUUACAAUGACCAAAUGUUUAAGGGGUUGGAUUUUGUAAUAGCUGAGGCAAGAAGGUAUGGAAUUAAGCUUGUUUUGAGUUUUGUGAAUAACUAUGAGAACCUUGGAGGUAAGAAACAGUAUGUGAAUUGGGCUAGAAGUCGAGGGCAGUACCUCACAUCUGAUGAUGAUUUCUUUAGAAACCCCAUUGUCAAGGGAUAUUACAAGAACCAUGUCAAGACUGUUAUUAACAGAUACAACACCAUGACUGGAGUUGUUUACAAAAAUGACCCAACAAUCAUGGCUUGGGAGCUUAUGAAUGAGCCCAGAUGCACAUCAGAUCCAUCAGGGAGGACCAUUCAGGCCUGGAUAACGGAAAUGGCUUCUCAUGUUAAGUCAAUAGACAGAAAUCACUUGCUGGAAGCUGGGUUAGAAGGAUUUUAUGGACAAACAACACCGCGGAGGAAGAGACUCAAUCCUGCUUUAAAUAUAGGAACUGAUUUUAUCGCGAAUAAUCGGAUUCCUGGCAUUGAUUUUGCUACAGUUCACGCAUACCCUGAUCAAUGGUUAUCUAGCUCAAGUGAUCAAUCUCAGCUUUCAUUUAUGAACAACUGGCUCAGCGCACACAUUAGAGAUGCACAAUACGUUCUUCGCAAGCCAAUACUCGUCGCAGAAUUUGGGAAAUCGUCGAAAGAUUCUGGUUUCAGCACCUACGAGAGGGACAACUUGUUCAAAAUUGUAUAUUACAAUAUAUACUCGUCAGCCAGACGUGGUGGAGCAGCUGGUGGAGGCAUGUUUUGGCAACUCCUGACCGAAGGCAUGGACUCCUUCCGCGAUGGGUAUGAGAUAGUUCUGAGCCAAAGCCCCUCAACUGCUAGUUUGAUCGCCCAACAGUCCCACAAGCUGUAUCAAAUAAGGAAAAUAUUUGCUAGGAUGAGAAACAUUGAGAGGUGGAAGAGGGCAAGGGCUGCUAGAGGCAGGCGUAUCGGACACUAAAAUGUUGGAAGUCCUAUAUAUAAAAUGGAAGUGUGUGUGUGUGUGUGUGAAAAGAGUGUUGUCGAAGUGAAGGUGUUUGUUGUGAGGGUACUUAAUUAGUUUCUGGGAGAUGGUCAAUUUCUCUCUUAGAGAUGAAUAUUGUUCGUCCAGGAGGGUUGCUGUUGCUGCAGUGGGAUCAAUAGAUUAUAUAACUUCUAUAGAAUUAUAUAUAGUUACAAUUUUAUAUGUUGCAAACUUUGUUGUUUAGGAAAUUUGGUGCUAUAUAUGUGUUGGAUAGUAGAGAGAAAUUAAUGCCUAGCUUUCAUAUCAGUUAAAAUCAGAUUGUAAGAUGAAGGAAAGACUAUAUAAAUGUGGCUUGAGUAACAAUUUAUGGCCCGGGGAUUUCAUCUCUA